This is a messenger RNA of Scophthalmus maximus (turbot), 3864 nucleotides long. RefSeq names its product plakophilin 3a (gene pkp3a). Gene Ontology annotation, biological process: cell-cell adhesion; cell-cell junction assembly. Lineage: Eukaryota; Metazoa; Chordata; Actinopteri; Pleuronectiformes; Scophthalmidae. Bases 130 to 2676 code for a protein of 848 amino acids. The record is from RefSeq and is a predicted model, not a curated record. Gene Ontology annotation, molecular function: cadherin binding. The transcript is spliced from 13 exons. Gene Ontology annotation, cellular component: plasma membrane; nucleus; adherens junction.
GCUCCUCCAUUCAGACGACGCGACGCAGAGCGACCUGUCCGCGGACCCAGACCACGGUCUCUCGGUCUUCACACCUUCUUUUUUUUUUAAUUAAAGAAAAAAAAAAAAAAGUUAGAGUUAAAUUUCGUCAUGAGUGUCAUGGCCUCAGAGAGCGUGUUCCUGUCCGCCUUGCAGCCCAACAACUCCGUCACCACCUACGGGCUCCCGUCGGAGGUCCGCCUCGAGCACGGAGGCUCCCACUCGGACCAGGUUGCCAGGUCGCGGCGCGUCCAGCAGCAGGUCCAGAUGAGACUGGCCGAGAAGUCCACACUUCCGCGUCAGAAUGGAUCGGCCUCACACAGCUACGCCAUGUCAGACUACGGUGGAUCUUCGACAAUGAAAUAUCACACCUAUACCCCGAAUUUCAGCUCCAAAUCCUCCUACAUGUACUCAGGCUCCAGAACAAUGGGUCCUCCGGUAUCCCAGAGGUCGGGUUUCAGCUGCCAGUCUGCUGGCCCAGAUAUGUUCCACAAGAUCAGCGUUGGAGGUGGUGGAGGUGGUGGAGGUGGUGGAGUUUGUGGAGUUGGUGGAGGUGUUGGAGGGGUUGGAGGUGGUGGAGGUGGCACUUUCUACCAAGAUGACUUGCGCAUGGGCAGCUACCAGGGGAGUGUCAGACGACCAGUCCGAAUGGACGCAGAGAGCCUCUCUAUGCAUUCAAUGCGCCAGCAGCCAGUGCCCAUGAAUUCCUGGGCGGUCGAUAACAGCGAUGCUGUCAGCAUAGUCUCUGACAGGGACGCCAGCUUUGGCCGCCAGUAUUCCCACGGCACAUUCAACGGCUACACCAGUCAGAUGAGGCAAGGAGGAGGCACCAUGACCUUUGUGCCGCCCAUGCAACAGUCUCUUAGUGGCACUCUUUCCCGUGGCGGAGGGAUGACAGGAGGAGAGACGGAGAACGUCCAGCAACAUUUGUUCAAAGGCCCAGCCCACCGCACCAUCAACAGGAUUACAAACCGAAACCGGAUGAGCAUGGGCUCCAUGUCUGGGAGCACCUAUAGAGGAGGAGACACAGUGGACAGGGGCUUCAUCGCAUCCGCAGUGUCCUCUGGUUCCCAGGGGAACCUAUUACAGCAGCGCCAGGGAACCCUGUCCCGUGCCAUGUCAUCCAAGAGCAUUCACAGUGUCGGCAGGGGCAUGGACAUCUACGGUGGGCAGAUGGAGAUGGGAGCCAGCAUUGGCAAUCUCAGCGGGAUCAACUACUUGGACAUGCCCGCAGCCGUGCAACACCUGAGAGAGCCCGACCAUGAUUUACAGGUCCUGGGAGCCGCCUACAUUCAACAUGAGUGUUACAAUGACAACGAGGCCAAAAAUGAGGUGCGUAAUUUGAAGGGCAUUGGCGAGCUGGUGAAGCUGUUCAACAGUGAAAACCAGGAAGUGCAGCGCUAUGCCACCGGCGCCACGCGCAACCUCAUUUACGAGAAUAUGGACAAUAAAGUGGCCCUGAUGGAAGAGGGCGGCAUCCCCCAGCUGGUCGAGGCGCUCAAGGAGACGGAUGAUGAGCUCCACAAAAACAUCACAGGUAUUCUGUGGAACCUUUCAUCCAAAGACAAUCUGAAGGAGAAACUGGCGAGGGAGAUACUUCCCGAGCUCACUGAGAAGAUCCUCAUCCCCAUGUCCGGUGGCGGAGACGCUGAGGAAAUCAGUCUUUCUUCGUCUGAGGCAGACAUCUUCUACAACACCACAGGAUGCCUCAGGAAUCUGAGCUCUGUGAACGAGAAGACCCGUCAGCGGAUGAGAGAAACCCACGGACUGGUGGACUGUUUGGUGGGCUACAUCAAAGCCUUCCUUGAACAGAACAAGGCAGAGGACAAGGGGGUGGAAAAUGCGGUGUGUGUCUUGAGGAACCUCUCCUACCAGCUCUACGCCGAGAUGCCUCCAUCUGCUAUGCUGCGCCUGGAAGGACCGACCAGAGCUCAGGAUACAGGGAAAAGCGAGGCAAUUGGCUGCUUUACACAUCAGAGCAGGAAAGCCAAAAACAGCAAGAACCAGGAUCUCUGCACGUUCACCGAGGUUGCUCGGAUACCAAAGGGUGUGGAGUGGUUGUGGCACCCUCAGAUAAUUAAGGUAUACAACCUCGUUCUGCAACAGUGUGAGAUCAACUACACCACCCGCGAGGCAGCUGCUGGAGCUCUGCAGAACAUCACCGCUGGAGACACCAGGUGGGCGUCAGUUCUGAGCCGGGUGGCUCUGGAGCAGGAGCACAUGCUGCCGGUGCUGCUCGACCUCCUGCGUACCAACAAUGACCUGGAGCUGCGUUCCCUCACCGGCUUCCUCAGAAACCUAUCCCGCCAUGCCAAUGAUAAGGGCAACAUGGCGUCAAAGGUUGUGAACAACCUGGUGCCCAAGCUGCCGGCCGAUGCGCACCAGAAGGAGCCCUCCAGCGAUGUGGUGGUCAACAUCUGUGGUAUUCUCAACAACCUGGUGACCGGCAGCACUUUAGCUGCCAAAGAAAUUGCCUUUUUCGAUGGCCUGACCAAACUGGUGGCCAUCAAGAACGGGGGUGGCAGUAGCGCUGGGAAGAUGAAAGCUGCCAAAGCAGCAGGUACAGUUCUCAGCAACAUGUUCCAGUACAAGAAACUGCACAAAUAUUACCAAACGAAAGGGUUCAGACGACAAGAUUUUGCAGAUCUGACAAUCUAAAACGGGUAAUGUAGUCCACUUCUGAAGCAGUAAUCAGUCCUGCACUCUACCAGCACCCUAUGGGAGAAAUCUUAUAUAAACUCCUUCUCUGCCAUAUUUUAAUGCUAAGGACAUGAACAUGCAAGUGAUGAUGAAUCUACCAGCUGGAGGUAAAAAGAAGCAUGCGUGUAUUUUAAAAGUCGACGGACAUCUGCAAGGACCGUAGUCCAGGUAUGAUGGACUAUCGAUGGACUCUGAUACGAAUGUGUGCACCUUAACCUCUCUUUGUUUGAGCUGAGUGUGUGUUCAGUGUGGAAUCAGGGAUUUACUUUUUCCGGAGCAACGUGUAUCUAGAUAAACCUGCAGCUCUGUGCUUCUGCCAUUUGAAAAAAAAAUAUGAAACUGUUAAUUGACAAUAUGCUGGACACUCGUGCCUCAUUUUCACACUAAUGCACUUAAUUCACAGCAUGAAUGCAACAACAUUGCCAUGGCCUUUUUGUAAAUAUUGCUUUAUCUUUUACACAGAAAUUAAAUGAAAUGUUUUAUUAAUUGUAGCUUUGUAUUUAGUUUUUGGAUAAAUACAUGUGUUAUUAUGUGUCAACAUUAUAACAUGUAGUUAUAACUGAAUGUCAACCAGAGGACAUAUUUAGAAUUGCUGUUUGCAGGAAUGUUAAUACAUUUGAUUUAGAAAUCUGGGGAUAGAUUGUGCCUUUAAAGUUGACUUUUGUAUUUUGCUAUGGGCUUUUUAAAAGUUGAAAAUCGUAUAAAAAUAUCUUAUAAAAAGCUGUCUUUUGCAAUCACUUUGUCAAAAAGAAUUCUAAAUGCACCUUUGUGUCCUUUUCACUUUUUUUUUUAACAUGACAUUAAAACUGCUGUUUGUCUAAUGUAAUAAAUAGUGUGAAUGUGAAACAUGGGUGAAAGGAAACAGUCCUGUCAGACCAAAUUCAAUAUUUGUGUAGUGUCUGGGACCAACUGAGAAAUUUAACACUGUGGUGACCAGAUUGAAUUUAGAUUGGCAAGUUCAUUAUUUUAAAAUCUACGUGUGAGUCCAAAUGAAAAUAAUGCAGAAUUAUAACAUUAGUGUGCAUGUUUCUGUGUUAGUGUUUUAUAAAAACACUUGACUUUUUCAUAUCUUCUUUUGUGUUGUAAUCGGGGACACAUUUCAUCUGGAUGUGUUUCAGCCAAUAAAGAGAUAAAUGUGGAAAUGAA